UCCUCAGGUGCAACCCCCUCCGUGGUCCUCUGUGGCAGCCUUCUCUCAUUUGGAGCUGAAAAGAAAACUCAGUAGAAGAUAAUGGCAAGUCCAGACUGGGGAUAUGAUGACAAAAAUGCUUCACGUAGCUCACUGGAAUUCUGCAAAGUACUCCAGCCUUGCUGAAGCUGUCUCAAAGGCUGAUGGUUUGGCAGUUAUUGGUGUUUUGAUGAAGGUUGGUGAGGCCAACCCAAAGCUGCAGAAAGUACUUGAUGCCCUCCAAGCAAUUAAAACCAAGGGCAAACGAGCCCCAUUCACAAAUUUUGACCCCUCUACUCUCCUUCCUUCAUCCCUGGAUUUCUGGACCUACCCUGGCUCUCUGACUCAUCCUCCUCUUUAUGAGAGUGUAACUUGGAUCAUCUUUAAGGAGAGCAUCAGUGUCAGCUCAGAGCAGCUGGCACAAUUCCGCAGUCUUCUAUCAAAUGUUGAAGGUGAUAAUGCUGUCCCCAUUCAGCACAACAACCGCCCAACCCAACCUCUGAAGGGCAGAACAGUGAGAGCUUCAUUUUGAUGAGUCUGAGAAGAAGCUUGUCCUUCCUCAAGAACACAGCCCUGCUUCUGACAUAAUCCAGUAAAAUAAUAAUUUUUAAGAAAUAAAUUUAUUUCAAUAUUAGCAAGACAGCAUGCCUUCAAAUCAAUCUGUAAAACUAAGAAACUUAAAUUUUAGUUCUUACUGCUUAAUUCAAAUAAUAAUUAGUAAGCUAGCAAAUAGUAAUCUGUAAGCAUAAGCUUAUGCUUAAAUUCAAGUUUAGUUUGAGGAAUUCUUUAAAAUUACAACUAAGUGAUUUGUAUGUCUAUUUUUUCCAGUUUAUUUGAACCAAUAAAAUAAUUUUAUCUCUUUCUUUCUAUUGUGCAGUUUCUAAAACCAUUAAGUUUCUACUCCAUUUACAUUCAAAAAUCUUAAAUACUUUACUUGCAAGAGUAUUUUGCCUCAAAUAUAACAACCUAGGAGCAGCUGGAGAUGAAAUAUUGAGAAAUUAGUUUGCUUACCCCUGAAGACAAAAAUACAGCUGAGAUGACAACUGGAUUUAAUAUCGUUAUGCUGGCCCAACAUUGCCACCAUUUGUGUUGUCUGUGAUCAAAAUGAUUAUCUUUUAUAUAGGAAGAUGAUGCUUCUAGAUAUUGCUUUCACUUCUUCUCCCCACGUUAGCAAGGACAAUGCUUCUCUGCCAUUAUUACAACUAGUUAGAUUGCAUGGAGAAUCCUUACUUUAAAAUUGGAAGAAAAGUCACAAGUGAAUGGUUUAUAAAAAUGCUAAAGAAGUCAUUUGUGCUUAGAAUCCUAUAGAAACAUCAUGCAAUCUUUUAGUCAGAUGUGCACUUCACCUUAUGCUAUUUUUAUCUUUAAUUGACACACAAUAAUUGUACAUGUUUAUGGAGUACAGUGUGGUGUUUUUUGUUUGUUUGUUUUUUGAGACAAGGUCUCACUCUGCCAGUCAGGGGGAAUGCGAUGGU
Messenger RNA from Pongo pygmaeus (Bornean orangutan), 1493 nucleotides. Its product is annotated as carbonic anhydrase 1. Gene Ontology annotation, molecular function: carbonate dehydratase activity; zinc ion binding. The transcript has 6 exons. The coding region runs from base 104 to 550 and encodes 148 amino acids. Lineage: Eukaryota; Metazoa; Chordata; Mammalia; Primates; Hominidae. Gene Ontology annotation, cellular component: cytoplasm. The record is from RefSeq and is a predicted model, not a curated record.